This is a messenger RNA of Cyclopterus lumpus (lumpfish), 6184 nucleotides long. RefSeq names its product RNA binding motif protein 12 (gene rbm12). Lineage: Eukaryota; Metazoa; Chordata; Actinopteri; Perciformes; Cyclopteridae. Bases 2146 to 4851 code for a protein of 901 amino acids. Gene Ontology annotation, cellular component: ribonucleoprotein complex; nucleoplasm. The record is from RefSeq and is a predicted model, not a curated record. The transcript is spliced from 2 exons. Gene Ontology annotation, biological process: regulation of RNA splicing. Gene Ontology annotation, molecular function: RNA binding.
AUUGACUGUCGAUAUGGAACUCUCUUUUUGUGUUUUUUGAGUCAGGUCCUGGUUAAAGCCAUAAGCUGAAAUGCAUCGGUGUGUGUAUAUAUAUCGCACUACAAGAAUCUUUAUUCCCAAAUAUAUCGGUAAAGGCUUUUUAAAAAAAAUCCUCUAUCUGUCGGUUUAUUGUGCUGUGUGUUACGGUUUGUUGCAUAAUCAGACGUAUUUCAGUUUCUUCCUGUGUGUCAGUUGUUUCUGUUUUUGUCCCUGUGCAGGUCAGUGGAUUUCUGUACAAGCAGAACCUGAGAUUUGAUCAGUAACGUGUGAGACAGAUGGAUGGAUAUGUUCUGCAGUUCACAUGCUGUAGUUAUAAGGUGUAAUAAGAGGCUGUGUGUGCUCCUAGGUUUUUUUUUCUUCCAUCAAGACAGAUUCUUUGUCGGUUGAGAGUUGAGCUCCAAGUUGGCUGACGUGUGAAGAUUCCCUCAUCCUUGUUCUAAAAAAGAAAUGUGUUUGAGUCAAGUCCAUGGAUGUCGUUCCACUCUUCUCGUCCAAUCCCAUUCUUUUUGCUGUGUUUGGAGGUUGACGACAACAUGUGGACAGUGAUGUAUUCCAGCUUUUAAUCAAGGCAGUGUUUUGCUCUUUAAUCAUGAAUUUGCUGUAUUGAUUAUUCUGGUUUUUUGGCUGUUUUUGAAGGUGGUUAUUUUCUGUAUCCUAUCAGCUCUAUUUUGUUUCUUGGCUUAUUUGAGUGCAAACUUCUGCCUCAGUCGAACCUUUUCACCUCUCUCUGGAUACUCUGGUUGCUUCUGACACUAUUAGCUGUGGUCGUUUCCUCUCCUGCUGUGUUUUAUCUUCUUUCUGCUGUUGAUGUUUCUCUCAAGGCUGUCUGCAGGUUGACAACCCAGAAGUAACAUCACAAGUGAAUGUCCAGGUUGGAAAUUCAUAAAAAGUUAAUCUUAAAGAAAGAAGCAUUAGGAGAACUGACCGUCAACAUCAUUGGUGUUUGGCAUCCUCGUGUGGUGGGCUGCAGGUAGCUGCCUCACACCCAAGUCUACCAAGAAAUGUCAGAGUUCAGUGAGAUCUCCAUUUAGAAAUAUGAUGCCCGACAGUCCUGGAUCAGGGUUAGUUAGAGGAAAGAGCCUGAAGAUGUGUCUGAAGAUCCAGAGGUUUGUGGAAGCAGCGAGCGGUGCUCCAUUGGCUAUUUCUCCGUUUGGACAACAUGGUUUAUCAGUGUUGCUCUGCACCUUACUUCUGUUUGCUUUCUCUUCUGAUCAGCUGCUGUCUUUGGUGCUGUGCUGUCAAUCAGUUGCUGAUGUUGCUCUGGAUUACAUAAUGCUAAUGUCGCUCUGGUUGAUAUAAUGCUAAUGUUGCUCUGGUUUACAUGCACCCGACAUUGCUUUUGUUAAAAUGUUGGUGACAUUGCUCUCAUUGCUCUGGUUGGUACGUUACUGCUGUUGCUCAUGAUGUUUUUUUUGUCAAUGUAUAACAGAUUUGCAGGUUGACAUGUUGCUUGUGUGACGUUCUAAAACCAGUUGCUGAAGUUCUGCCGGCUGAUUUGUUGCUGUUUGAGGAUUCAGGAAGCAGAAGGUUCAGUACUGCUCACCUGUUUGUUGCUGGUUACCUGGGUUGUUACUUGGUUGCAGUUCAGCAUGUCCAGUCUUAAGUUGACUAUUUGUUCUGAUGACCAAUUGAGUGUAGUUUGAUAUUUGGGGUUUGCUGCCAGGCUUUAGUCAUGAUGGAUCUUGGUUUUGGACAGGUGUGUCUUUUGGUAGGAAAUCUGCUGCACUAAUUUCGGAAGAGUUUUUUCUGCCGAUUAGUUUUAUGUCUUUUAGGGCUGUUGAGAUUCUUGAGUGUGGUAGUUUUUAUCAGUGUCGUGUUGAGCGUAAAGACAACCUUUUAGGAGUAAGGCUGCAAUCCUACACCAUACAAUGCUUCGUUAAAACUGAGUGAGUCAGUUAUUCACACCUUCCAACUGCUGAAAAACGCCAACACUUCAAGUAUAUUCUGUAAAAAGUUGAAUUCCAACAAACUGUUUUGAAAGGAAUGUUUUUUUAUCUGACCUUUUCACCAGGUUUCAGCAUCCUGCAGAAAUCCUGUCUAUUAAACAGUGAAACUAUACACACAGCCUAGUUGCAUUGGUUGUAGGGCUGUUGUUUAGCAGUCAGUAUGGCAGUAGUCAUCAGGCUGCAGGGUCUGCCCAUAGUGGCCGGCACCAUGGACAUCAGACACUUCUUCUCUGGCCUAACCAUCCCUGACGGGGGAGUGCACAUCGUGGGGGGUGAGCAUGGCGAAGCUUUCAUUGUCUUCGCCACUGACGAAGACGCUCGGCUGGGGAUGAUGCGUACAGGCGGGUCCAUCAAGGGCUCCAAAGUCUCGCUGUUGCUUAGCAGCAAGACAGAGAUGCAGAACAUGAUUGAACUCAGCCGCCGUAGGUUUGAGGCUGGGGCGGGCGCUGUGGAGACGGCUACUCCUGCAGCAGGAAAUGUUAAUCGACAAGCAGGAAAUGCCCCCAUACCCACAGUGCAGCAAGGGGGAGGAGGGAGAAGCAGUGGCCAUGGAAACCAUGGAAACCAAGGUUUUGUUAAUACCCCAGUCUCAGUGACGGCAGCAAGCUCAUCUCAGGAGCCAAGCAACAAGGCAGUGGUCAGUGUCAUGCCCAGCUUCCCCAACAGUUACAGCUCCGCCCCCACAAUCACCGCAGCUCUCGCAUCACUCAAUGCAGGCCCCCCACCCAUCCCUCCACUUCCCAGCAUGCCUUCCAUGCCUCCAAUGCCCACGCUGCCCACCAUACCAGUUCCUCUCCCAGUGUCCUCCCUUCCCCCCGUACCUACAGUCUCCCCCAUGUCCCAAGGACUUUCAGUGUCUCAUAUGUCCCACCUCUCCCACAUGUCCUCCAUGCCUCCCUUCAACCCCUCCCUCCCUCCCCCAGGAGGAAUGGGUUCAGGCCUCCCUCUUGGAACCCCCAACCCCAUGCUUUUCAACCCUCUCUCCCCUCUUGCCUCUCUGGGCCUCCAGGCUCACAUGAAGGCCGCUGCUGCUGCAGCGGCCGGAGCUGGAAUGGCCCAUCCUGAUGAGUUGUUCGUUCUCCUGCAGAACCUCCCUUUCUCCUGCUCAGAAAUGGAGGUCAGGGAGUUUUUUCGGGGUCUGGGGGUGGAAGGGGCUCGCUUGCUGAGGGACGGGCAGGGUCGGCCAACUGGCAGGGCUAUGGUCAAGUUCUUCUCGCCCCAAGACAGCUUUGAAGCUGUGAAGAGGGGAGGUGGCAUGAUGGGCCAAAGGUUCAUUGAGAUCACGCCAGGCUCUGAGCGACAGUGGGCCAGCCUCAAUGACGGCAUGAUAAGUCAUGCUCCUCACAAUAGCGGCAAAACAAAUAACAUCAACGAAUCACAGGAUCAGCAUCAUCGCCGUGGUAAUGCUAUGGCAGGAGGCCGAGAACAGCGAGGAAGGUCACGAUCUCCACACCGGCAGGAAUUCUGUGUCUACCUGAAGGGCCUGCCCUAUGAAGCUGACAAGAAACAGAUAAAGGAGUUCUUUACUAAUCUGUCUAUCAUGGAGGACAGCGUCUACAUUGCAUAUGGGCCUAAUGGACGAGCCACGGGAGAGGGAUUCCUCGAGUUCAGAGCAGAACAAGACUACAAGACUGCUUUGAGUGCUCACAUGCAGUAUAUGGGCACCCGCUUCAUCCAGGUCCACCCAAUCAGCCGCAAGGGAAUGCUUGAAAAAAUAGACACCAUUCGCAAACGUGAAUCGUCACAGGGUGAUGGCAAGAACCAGGAUGGCUUGAAAGUUCCCAGGAACUGUGCCCAUAUUACUAACAUCCCUUACAAUGUCUCCAAGAAGGAUGUCCGUGCCUUUCUGGAGGGUGUGGGGCUUUAUGAGGACACCCUUAAGGUUUUGACAGAUGUCCAUGGUAACGGUUUAGGGCAAGCUAUCUUUCAGCUGCGGACUGAGGAAGACGCCCGCAAGGCUGAAAGACUUCACCGCCAAAAACUCAAUGGCCGCGAUGCCUUCGUCCACCUGGUGACAUUUGAUCAGAUGAAGGAAAUUGAGAGAAAUCCUCCUCCUCAGAACAAGAGGGGCCAACGCAACCAGAACCAGCAGAACCUAAAUCAGAACCAGCACCAGCAAUCCCAGCCCAGUCCCCAGCAACCGCAGAUCAACCCAUUUGCGGGGAUUAGUGGAGAGGAAUUUAACUUUCUCCGAAACACCAUGGGAAACCUCAAUAAUGCCCCCUUUGUGACUCCAUUCUCAGCCCCAGGGAAUGGGCUCGCAGGCCCUCCUCCUCUCCCUCCUCUGGCAGCAGGGCUGGGUGAAGUGAAUCUGGGCUUGGCUCCCCCACUAGUUGCCGGUCUUCCUGGAGCUCCAAUCCUGGAGCCACCGGGCUUUCGACCCGGAGCAGCAGGAGGUGCUCCUUUCAGCCAGGAUGGGCUGAGAGGGUUGGUGCCCUUUGACAAUGCAAACAGAAAAGGAAACGGAGGAGGACAGACCAGAGGCGGAGGGGCGAACAACAACCAAGGCCGUCCUGGGGGAGGAGCUACUGGUGGUCAGCAGGUGUUCACUCCAGGAACCGAAGGACUCCGUAACCAGCCAGCCCCAGGAGGAUCUAACAAUCCCAACAGUCAACGUGGUGCUCCUGGCCCGACCAUUGUAAAGCUUCAGAACAUGCCGUUCACUGUCACCGUGGACGAGAUCAUGGACUUCUUCUAUGGCUACCAGGUGCUGCCAGGCUCCGCCUGCCUGCAGUUCAGUGAGAAAGGCCUUCCAACAGGCGAGGCCAUGGUGGCGUUCCAAAUCCACGAGGAGGCCGCUGCCGCUGUUAUGGACCUCAAUGACCGACCUAUUGGAGCACGCAAAGUCAAGAUAAGCCUGGGUUAAAGCCUGACUAAAACAGACGAUGCAACAUGUUUUACCUACCUGGAUCAACUCUCCAGGUGAAACAAAACCAACAUGAAUAUUGCAGGAUUCUGGACUCUAACUCAACUACAGCUCAGUUUAGACAUGGCCCUGCCGGUGUCAAUCACUGAAGCUCCUAUCCCUGUGUGUGGAUAAUGACAGCUAAGACCCCCCUCCCCCAGCGAGUCGCCAAGUUGGAAGACUGAUCCAGACUUUGCUCUUUUCUGCAGCUCGUCUUCUGACUCUUGUAGCACAACUGAUGAACGAUGAUGAUGUUGGCAGGAUUUUGGUCCUUUCUUACCUUGGUCCUAAUGCAGUCAUGUCCAGAGUCGACACACUGAACAUAUUCACCUGUUCUGUUGUUACGGUAACAUGAUCAUAAUGAGGUUGACAAACAUUGUUUGUUGCUGUAUGCGCUUAAAUGUGCCGCCGUGGUUCAAAAUGUAAAUGCUCUUUUUCUAUGGUAAUAUCUUAACAUGUUUGUUGCUGUUGUAAAAAUGGUGAUGAAAAGCCACAGUAUGAGGCUAUGAUGGAAUGUGUAUGCUCUGUUGAUAUGGUCAAAUGUGUUGCCAUGGUAAUAGCUUCACAACGCUCUGUUGCUACGUUAAAAUCUUCACACACUCUGUUGCUAUGGUAAAUUCUUCACAUGCUCUGUUGCUAUGGUAAACCAUGCUGUAGAUGAAAAGCUUUACUACCACAGUGUGUGGUUCUCUGUUGCUAUGCUAAAAUCUUCACAUGCUCUGUUGCUAUGGUAAACCAUGCUGUAGAUGAAACACUUUCUCUGUUGCCAUGAUAAAAUCUUCACAUGCUCUGUUGCUAUCGUAAAAUUAGGAUUAAAUGCUAUGUUGCCACGGUCAAAUGUUGCUCUUGAUUUGGUACAAAAAGUAUACCAACAUAAAUUCUGUUGCUUUGGUGAAAUGUUGACACAAUUCUGACUUGCGACACUGCUCUGUUGUUCUAUAGAAGAUGUGGGACAGAUUGCUGACAUGUUUUGUAAAUAAGUACUUUUGGCCGCUGAAUCUUUUUCCUCUGUCCCGUUUUUCUGAUGUUGCUGUGUUUUGAACAAUGACACCUUCUCACCCUCCCCUCCUGCAGCACACGCUCAAUGGGCGUUUGGACUGUUGAGUGCUGAGAUGAACUCUGUAGAGAUUGUUUUUAGUUUGGUAGCUUUUUGUUUGUAUGUUUUGGAUGCUUCCACCGUAAAGCUAAUUUUUGUUUCUAUUGUCAGAGUGAACAAAGUUGUAUGAUCGUAUAUAACCAUACAUGAUGUGGAGUCUCCUUUUGCUUUGGCUAAUAAAAGGACAUUCCUGAUACA